AUGUACACCCUAGAUAACGCGACGAAGCUGUUAUCAAUUCUCAACUUAACAACAGUAUACGGAGUACGUGUACUGAAAGAAGACAUCGGAAAGCGGCUUCUCAACUACCUACUCCGCAUUCUGAUUCUCAUGGUGCCUGGGGUGACACUUGCUAGACGACGUUGCUGGCCACCUACGACUUUCUCGAAUGAGGAAGUCGCAAGUGGAUGUGCGGAGUUUGAGACAUCUGGUUCAGCUGUGACUCAGCCCAUGACGGAGCUGGCGUGGCCAAGUUUGCCAAACGGCUGGAGUGACACAAGAGUGGCUGCUUUCAUCACCAUCGAAACCUGGAAGAUGAUGUGUGCUGCGUUGCCAAAUUCUUGUACUUGGAGUAGGGAAUUACAUUGGGAGUCGAGAUCGCAAAUCACCUCAUCAACCAACGACCUCUGGAAACCAUCGGCUUUUUGGAGAGACUCCAGAAGUCUGAAGCUCCGAGUCAGCCGCAUCAAGUCAAAUCCAACCUCUCCCAUUGGAAAGUUUGGUUGCAUCGAUCAGCCUCAUCGAUCGUGGAGAGAGUCGCGUGGACCCGUCCGCCCCAUCACCGACUUCUUUCCGGGCCACCACCUGGCACACGAUAAGUUGACCGUUCGGCAUACGUUCAACGACUGUUUAUUAUCAUAUCUGGCUUUCAGAUUGAACAGCGAGCUUGUAGCUGUAGGGGGUUCCAAUUGUUCUGGAAGGGCAUUGUGCGGCCGAGCUUUACAAGGCGUGACCGUCUUCUUCGAGUACCUACCCAAGAUGGAGAGAACGAGUCAGGUCAUGCAGCCUCUAUCACGAUGA
Molecule: messenger RNA, 819 nt
Organism: Colletotrichum lupini
Lineage: Eukaryota; Fungi; Ascomycota; Sordariomycetes; Glomerellales; Glomerellaceae
Exons: 5
Coding region: 1-819 (272 amino acids)
Source: RefSeq, a predicted model, not a curated record